Messenger RNA from Trametes versicolor FP-101664 SS1, 645 nucleotides. RefSeq lists its product as uncharacterized. The record is from RefSeq and is a predicted model, not a curated record. The annotation marks the transcript as partial. The transcript has a single exon. Lineage: Eukaryota; Fungi; Basidiomycota; Agaricomycetes; Polyporales; Polyporaceae.
AUGUCGGCGAAUGCUGUGAUGUUCGCUCAGCCAAUAGGUAAAGCUUAUAGUAAGCUGCCUCCUCCACGUGAGGAUAUGGAUGAAUGCCUUGCUAUUUUAUUCAUUGGCCCAUGUAAGCCUACCGAGAAAGAUUUGAAGCGCACGCCUUUUGUGAUCCGGCGACGAGUAUUAGUUCGAGCAUUAGAGUGGUUGAUCUUGAAUCAUCCUGAUUAUGAACAUGUGGCUAUUUGUGAACAGAAUUUGGAGUCUUAUGAGGACGCAUGUCCUCCCGUUACCGUGGUGUACCGACAUGAGCCUCACAAGUCGGAAGAUGAUAGUGGUCCUGUCAUAGACGAAGAAGGAGUUGAUAACGAACAUAGAGAAAAGGAAUGUACAUUUACCGUUCACGGGCUUUCUGAAGAGGAUUAUGUGUUGAUGGGACGCAAUGAAAAGAUUGCGGCGGCUAUUCGUCACUUUAAUGAUGGUGGAGGAGCACUUGGUUUCGGGCAUGCUGAGAAGCCGACAUCGUUAUUCAAUGAUCCGGCAUUAUAUCCUAGGAUGUUUCCAUGGCUUUUCCCAUAUGGAUUAGGUGGCGUGUCAAAUGACAAGGUGCGUAAAGUGUUGGGUCGUAAGCAGCAUAUACGCAGUUUGUUGUUGAGGUAUGAU